CUGACUGAAGAGGGCACUAGACAGAUAUAAGCAUCCGCGUGCUUCGCUUUGAUCACCACAGCUGAGGCUGAGUGCUGAAGGAGCGUGCUUGUGACAGAGAUCUGCAAAAUGGACGUGGACGAGUUCCGCAAGCGAGGGAAGGAGAUGGUCGACUACAUUGCCGACUACUUGGGGAACAUUGAGCAGAGGCAGGUUUACCCUGACGUCCAGCCCGGGUACCUGAGGUCGCUCAUCCCAGAGGAGGCUCCGGAGGAGCCGGACAUGUAUGAGGAUGUGGUCAGGGAUAUCGAGAGGGUCAUAAUGCCAGGGGUGACACACUGGCACAGCCCCUACUUCUUCGCCUACUUUCCGACAGGGAACUCCUACCCCGCCAUGCUGGCCGACAUGCUAUCUGGGGCCAUUGGCUGCAUCGGCUUUUCAUGGGCUGCUAGUCCCGCCUGCACCGAGCUGGAGACGGUCAUGUUGGACUGGCUUGGCAAGAUGCUUCGGUUGCCGGGAGACUUCUUGGCGGGGACAGAGGGAGAAGGCGGCGGGGUCAUACAGGGUACAGCGAGCGAGGCCACCUUGGUAGCUCUGCUGGCCGCUCGCUCCAAGAUCAUCAGACUCAUCCAGUCUGACAGCCCAGAGCGCACGGAGGUUGAAAUCACAUCCAAACUGGUGGCCUAUUCCUCUGACCAGGCGCACUCCUCAGUGGAACGGGCUGGUCUCAUCGGGGGUGUGACGAUGAGGAAGAUCCCCACUGAUGACAAGUUUGCACUUCGAGGAGAAACAUUCAGGAAGGUGCUGGAGGAAGACAAGAGGGCAGGACUCAUCCCCUUUUAUCUGUGUGCUACCCUGGGGACCACUCCAUCCUGUGCAUUUGACAACAUAAUUGAACUGGGUCCCAUAUGUACCUCGGAGAGCGUCUGGAUGCACGUUGACGCAGCCUACGCAGGCAGUGCCUUCAUCUGUCCUGAAUUCAGGCCCCUUCUCAAUGGUGUAGAGUUUGCGGAUUCCUUCAACUUUAAUCCUCACAAGUGGCUCUUGGUCAAUUUUGACUGCUCUGCCAUGUGGGUGAAGAAUCGAUCCGACAUCAUUGGUGCUUUCAAGAUGGACCCACUGUAUCUAAAACACGAUCACCAGGAGUCAGGGCUGGUGACAGACUACAGACACUGGCAGAUUCCACUGGGCCGGCGAUUCCGCUCCCUGAAGAUGUGGUUUGUCUUCCGGAUGUAUGGGCUAAAAGGCCUGCAAGCCUAUAUCCGAAAGCACGUGGCCCUUGCCAAGGAGUUUGAGGGGCUUGUUCUGGCUGACGGGCGCUUUGAGAUCAGCGCGGAUGUCAUCCUGGGUCUUGUCUGCUUCAGACUCAAGGGAUCUAACGAUCUAAACGAGACCCUGCUGAAGCGCAUUAACAGUGCCAGGCGGAUACACCUGGUCCCCUGCCAACUAGAGGGCAAAUUCGUGCUGCGCUUUGCCAUCUGUGCCCGCACCAUCGAGUCCCGGCACGUGCAGGAAGCCUGGGCACACAUCGUCCAGGUGGCCUCGGAGCUGUAGCUGCUCACCUCUCACAGCAGCGACCUGGCCAUACCUUCACCUGUGUGUCUGCAUAUUCAUGUCGAGUAUGAAGAGAAAGUGUCAUAUUGUUUGUGAACUGCAGGGGGCACAGUUUGGUAACACAUUUUUAAAGACAGAAAUCAACAGAAAUCAAAAACAAAAAUUAGGUUUGAACUGGUUUGAAUCUUUGAGUGCGGUGAAAGAAUUUUAUUCAAAAAAUCUAAUUGGUUUGUAAAAAAUGACUGUUUAUAACCUGAAUGACAGAUGGGGCCUGGGUCCCAGUGAUGCUGUUCUGGUCAGUUUACACUGCAGUUACCCAACCCAGUCCUCGGACAUCCACAGCCGGUCCACAUUUUUGCUUCCUCCCAACUCCCUACCAGACACACUACAUUUUUGCUCCCUCCCAGCUCCCAGUAAGCAAAAUCAUGGACUCUCUGCAGGUCCCCAUGGACUGGAUAGGGAAACAAUGGUCUGCAGGGCUGCAUCUUAAAGGGAUGCUCCUCCCCCCUACCUCCAAAUCCCCAUCAGCGACAGGCCAGCCUUUCUAAAGAUAUAGAUAGGAUCUGACAUGAGGAGAGGUCAGGUCAGUUUAUCCAGCUGCUUGAAUUCUUUAGCCAGCUUCAGGUGGCUGCGGUAGGACCAGAGAAGGGCAGGAGUGUGUCAGAUUAUCAAGAUUAUUAUCCUUGAUUAACACAGUUAAUCAGUUGGCAAUCAGGAACUUCCUGUUCUCUGUGUUUACAGUAACCACUUCUGAGGUACCAAAUAGCCAGCAGAUCGGCCUUAAUGCUGCAUGCAUUAGCCAGGCCAUUUCCGUUAUGUUUUUGCAGAUUAUACCAAUAUCUGCAAAAAAAAAUAGGCAGCCAUGUUAUUCUGUGUGAUGUACAUAAUCUCUGUGAUGUGUAUCGUCUGUUUCUCUGGCUUUCAGGAAUAAAGUACAAAGAGAGUAAAAACAUCCCACAACUAGUUAUCAAUGUACUGAUGCGAAAGCAUUGGUGUUACAGCUCUGUGAUGAGUGGUAUCUGGAACCACCUGGUUUGAGAAUCAGCGCUAAAACAACGUUCAGCGUUCAAUGUGGAAAUGAAUGCCUUCAUAAGUGCUUAUUUCAUAACUGGAUGUAUAAAAUGCAGUCUGCAUUAAUGUUUUAAUGUUCAUAAGAAGUAUAUAAAAUGCAUAUCUAAAAUGCCUGUUAUGGAUACAUUACUUAGUUGUGAGCUGCGUUUAGAACAUCCCAAAAAAAAAAACUCCCAUGAAUGUAAAAUUUUGGAUGCCCAAACACUUUACUGAUUGUCUGAUAUUUGAUUACAGGUCAAUAAAACGGUAACACGAUACAAACCAAGGUAUGAUUUUGUUAGAACAGAAUUACUGAUGCAGUAUUGUGCUUAUUUACAAAAGGAAAACAAUGAUGAUUUUAUUUUUAACAUCACAGUUGGCUGCCAGACCCCUUGUAAUAUACUGUCUCUGCAAACAGCCCAUCUUGUGUAACAGGGCGGGUCCCCGUGCGGCUCUGCUCUGCGGCUCUGCUUCCAGGCAUCCGCACCAGUUCCCAGCUCCCUCCUGAAUCAGUGUCUACUUUUCCGGAGCUGCAGUGUUAAUGAGUCUCAGUGCAGCACAGGGGAAAAUGCUGCGCUUGUCCUGCUUGGUCGAGUUUUUUGUCCUCAUCAUCACAGCCCUGUUUGAUUCCGAAUGAGUACAAGUUGUAAAUGUAACUCCUCCCCAUGUGAUUUACCUGUUUUUAUUGCUUACACUGUUUACAGCAGUGUGGGACUGGAGGUGCCGUUGGCGCAGGGUCAUAAACAUGUAGAUUCCCCAAGAAAAUACAACUGGUGUGCAUAUGUGCUGCAGUGUUAAAGAAAUAAAUAUUGUUAUAUCA
Paramormyrops kingsleyae is the source of this 3403-nucleotide messenger RNA. RefSeq names its product dopa decarboxylase (gene ddc). The record is from RefSeq and is a predicted model, not a curated record. Lineage: Eukaryota; Metazoa; Chordata; Actinopteri; Osteoglossiformes; Mormyridae. Gene Ontology annotation, biological process: catecholamine metabolic process; amino acid metabolic process; carboxylic acid metabolic process. Gene Ontology annotation, molecular function: aromatic-L-amino-acid decarboxylase activity; pyridoxal phosphate binding. Gene Ontology annotation, cellular component: cytoplasm.